GUGGUUGGUACCCGGGCCACAGCAAUCAUGGUAAAUUUAAUUCAGAUGGUGCAUGACCACUGGGUUGAUAUCCUGAACCCUAUGGGAUUUGUCGUUGGAUGCUAUCUGGACAGAAAGAAUGAUGAAAAACAUAUUACCUUCCAGAAUAAGAGUUCAUUGUUUAAAAGGGAAUUGAGACCCAGUGAGGAAGUUAUCUGGAAGUGA
Molecule: messenger RNA, 204 nt
Organism: Echinops telfairi (small Madagascar hedgehog)
Lineage: Eukaryota; Metazoa; Chordata; Mammalia; Afrosoricida; Tenrecidae
Product: NADH dehydrogenase [ubiquinone] 1 beta subcomplex subunit 1-like
Exons: 1
Coding region: 28-204 (58 amino acids)
Cellular component (GO): mitochondrion
Source: RefSeq, a predicted model, not a curated record